Thalassophryne amazonica is the source of this 1878-nucleotide messenger RNA. RefSeq names its product family with sequence similarity 110 member B (gene fam110b). The transcript has 4 exons. The record is from RefSeq and is a predicted model, not a curated record. The coding region runs from base 335 to 1762 and encodes 475 amino acids. Lineage: Eukaryota; Metazoa; Chordata; Actinopteri; Batrachoidiformes; Batrachoididae.
UUAGGUCCAGGGGAUGUUCAAAGACUUUUACGCUUGAUAUGUGCUGAGAAAGAAGAAAAAUUUCAGUUGUAUGAGAUGUACAGUCAGCGUGUUCAGCUAAUGCUUAGGUCUUAAGUUGGCCAAUAUUUGAGCCACCAGCACCCGAAGCCAGAGUCUGUUUUAGAGCCACUGGAUCCUGCAGGUGAUGUGUGGGGCUGGGGGUUGAUCUCUUUCUGGACCUUCUCUGCUUCAAUUUGUGUCUACAUGUGUAGGGGGUCCCGCUGUGCCCCUACCCUCUGUCAACCCCCCCAUACCCACUGCCACCACGGCCGGCCUCCCCAGUCACUUUGUUGCCAUGCCAACAGAGACAUUGACUCCAGCCCUGCCAGAUAGCAAGGCACCUGGUCCAACAGCACCCUUCAGUUCCACCGUACCACUCCGCAUCCUCAACAAGGGCCCCGAGUACUUCAGGAGACAGGUUGAACCAAACCCAAAGCGCCUCAGUGCAGUUGAAAGACUAGAAGCUGACAAGGCCAAGUAUGUGAAGAGCCAGGAAGUCAUCAAUGCCAAACAGGAACCAAUCAAGCCACCUGUGUUGGCCAAGCCUUGUCAUAAUCUAUCAUCCAAGAGAGGCUCUGGGAUUGGUGGAGGAGGAAAUGCAGGUGGCCUUCCUUUCAAAGCAUCCAACAACAAUGCAAAGUCCGACACAUGCCCCACAACCAGCAGUGGGAGCAGCAAGUGGGAAAAUUUAAACCUGGAGAUCCUCAAAAAUCUGCUCAACUCAUCUUCGUCUUCAGGGGCAGAAGGACGAGGAGGCGAAGCCAAGAGUGCUGUGCUGCUGAGGUCAACAGGAGGCCUGGCUCGGAGCUGGAUGCCGUCAGGGACACCGUUAACCUACCGAUCUACAAUGGCACUCAAUGAACCCCCGCCAGACUCUGCCCUGAGCCUGAGCACCUCACAUUCCCUCCGGUCCUUCUCCCGCUCACUGAAAGUUCCUCCCAUCAGCAGCACAGGCCGUCGCAGUCCCCAGCAGGGAGGAAACCUUAACCUCAGCAGACGAGUCCUGGAAGACAGAGGAGGAGGUGAACAGCGACUUAUCGAUCGUUCCCGCUCCCCGCUGCCGCCACUGCUGACCUCCCACUCCUCCUCUGAUCUCCUUCGACUGUGCAAUGGCAAGCCACUCCGCACCGCCCGAUCCAGCAGCUCCUCCGCACCUCCCUUGCCCCCCAAACCCAACCCUGCUUCUCUUCCACCUCCGGCAUUGUCCUUGUCAUUGCCUCCUCCUCAGCCGACUCUGUCCCCCUCACCCUGUGACAAUACUGCCCUGCAGUCACUACCUUGUGACCCCUCCAGUUCCUCCAAGGAUCCAAACCUAGAGCUGGACCUCGGCUCAUCUGUUGCUCGACGGGCUUCGUUACACAGAUCAAAGUCGGAUCUGUCUGACCGGUAUGCCCGAGCUGGAGCUGAUGUGGAACGAUUCUUUAACUACUGCGGCCUGGACCCUGAGGAGUUGGAGGCGGUCGGUCCAGAGAACUUUGCUCGGGCAAAUUCUGACAUUGUCAGCCUCAACUUUAGGUCAGCAUCCAUGAUUUCGUCUGACUGUGAUCGGUCCCACCGGUCUACUAAUGAUGGGCUGUCAGAUGCAGACGAGGGCGAUGACGAGGAGGAAGCUGAGGACCGUGUUCCUUAUGGAAUCUCAGCUGUGGAGCGUAACGCAAGAGUCAUCAAGUGGCUGUACAGCAUCAAACAGGCACGGGAGACACAGAAGGUUUCCCACGUCUAGAAGCACCACCACCAGCAGACCUGGACGCCCCUGCGUCGCAAAAGAAAAUGUGAACUGAAAAGUGGACAGUCUGUGUGUUAAUAAGUGAAAAGACGCUGCAGAAUUUAGAAAGGUGA